UGGGUGGAAAAAAUAGUUUUUUGGGCCAAAGCAACUUCCUUAAUUAAUAAUUCCCACUCACUGAUCUACUCCUUAACCUCAAAUCGCUUCCUGAUUAUAAUAAAAUCUGCCGCAGAUUCAAUUUCCAAAUCUUUUAGCUCAACAAAGGCUUUUUGUUGAGAACCCGUUCAGAGUUCUCUUGAUCAAGGAAACUUCAAGGAUUCGAAUAAUGGCAGCCAAUUCUUCCAAUGGGGAUCACCAUGCAUCAACGAAGGCACCGCCCUUGCCAUCUCCCUUGCGUUUUUCCAAAUUCUUUCAGCAGUCCAAUAUGAGAAUUUUGGUUACUGGAGGAGCUGGAUUUAUUGGCUCUCACCUAGUUGACAGAUUGAUGGAAAAUGAAAAAAAUGAGGUAAUAGUUGUUGAUAACUACUUCACUGGAUCCAAAGGCAAUCUCAAAAAAUGGAUUGGUCAUCCAAGAUUCGAGCUCAAGCGUCAUGACGUCACAGAGCCUUUGUUGGUUGAAGUUGACCAGAUUUACCAUCUUGCAUGUCCUGCUUCUCCAAUCUUCUACAAAUACAAUCCUGUGAAGACAAUAAAGACAAAUGUGAUCGGUACGCUGAACAUGCUAGGGCUGGCAAAACGAGUUGGUGCAAGGAUUUUGCUUACAUCAACAUCAGAAGUCUAUGGGGACCCUCUUGUGCAUCCACAACCUGAAAGCUAUUGGGGCAAUGUUAAUCCUAUAGGGGUUCGGAGCUGCUAUGAUGAGGGAAAGCGUGUGGCUGAAACCUUGAUGUUUGAUUAUCAUAGGCAGCAUGGAAUAGAAAUACGUGUUGCAAGAAUCUUCAACACAUAUGGACCACGCAUGAAUAUUGAUGACGGGCGUGUUGUGAGCAACUUCAUUGCGCAAGCACUUCGGGGUGAACCAUUGACUGUCCAAUCUCCAGGAACACAAACUCGUAGUUUCUGUUAUGUCUCUGACCUGGUCAACGGCCUUAUCCGUCUCAUGGAAGGGGAUCACACUGGUCCAAUCAAUCUUGGAAACCCAGGUGAAUUUACCAUGAUCGAACUUGCUGAGACGGUGAAGGAGCUUAUCAAUCCAAAUGUGGAGAUAAAGAUGGUAGAGAAUACUCCCGAUGACCCUCGACAGAGAAAACCAGACAUAACGAGAGCAACGGAAUUGCUUGGCUGGGAACCGAAGGUCAAGUUGCGGGAUGGCCUUCCUCUUAUGGAAGAGGAUUUCCGUCUCAGGCUUGGAGUUGAUGAGAGCUAAACUUCUAUUACCUCAUGCCCUGUCCAAGUGCGAGUAGAGAAUAAGUUUUAAUCCCAUUUGUCCAAGGUCUUUUUCUUUUUCUUUCUUCUUUUUACUGGUUAAAUCGGUGUUGCUCCAAAUUUUGUGUUUGAAACGAUAACUCUGUUUUGAGUUAAAUUUCACAUCAAGAAAACCUUGGGGGCAGUUCCCAUUUAAAAUUUUGAUAUUUA
Prosopis cineraria is the source of this 1458-nucleotide messenger RNA. RefSeq names its product UDP-glucuronic acid decarboxylase 6-like. The record is from RefSeq and is a predicted model, not a curated record. Lineage: Eukaryota; Viridiplantae; Streptophyta; Magnoliopsida; Fabales; Fabaceae. Bases 209 to 1249 code for a protein of 346 amino acids. Gene Ontology annotation, cellular component: cytoplasm. Gene Ontology annotation, molecular function: NAD+ binding; UDP-glucuronate decarboxylase activity. The transcript has 13 exons. Gene Ontology annotation, biological process: D-xylose metabolic process.